UGUAAAUACUUGGACCUAUAUAUAGUGUUGCGAAGGAAUGAGUAAUUAGUUACUUAAAGCGUUCAGGAUGAUGCACACAGUCGCUUUUUUGCUGCUAUGCCUGCCAGUUAUGGGGGUUUGUAUGGCACAGUAUGAAUCAGGGUUCAACACGCGUGCUGUUAAUCGGAAUUCGGCGACAUCGGCGAGCUAUGGGAUAUUUCAGAUUAACAGCUGGAACUGCGACCCCCAGGAUGGUACACCAACAAACAACGGUUGUGGGCAUCCGUGCUCAGAUUAUGUAGACCCAGAUUUGAGUGACGAUGUGGAAUGCAUCAACCAUCUCAGGAGAGAAUACAACGGAUGGGGUUUCUCGGAUGGUUACACCAAUCAUUGCCAGCAUGUGACGAGUAGCUACCUAUCGGAUUGCGGGAGCAUAAUUUUUGGUUAAAUCUCGUAUGCCCAUUUUCAAAUCAGCAUAUCACUUGUUUGUGUAUA
Molecule: messenger RNA, 474 nt
Organism: Mya arenaria
Lineage: Eukaryota; Metazoa; Mollusca; Bivalvia; Myida; Myidae
Product: lysozyme C-like
Exons: 4
Coding region: 68-427 (119 amino acids)
Source: RefSeq, a predicted model, not a curated record